Messenger RNA from Hemibagrus wyckioides, 7285 nucleotides. RefSeq names its product coiled-coil domain-containing protein 180-like. NCBI's taxonomy places the organism in Eukaryota, Metazoa, Chordata, Actinopteri, Siluriformes, Bagridae. The transcript has 56 exons. The record is from RefSeq and is a predicted model, not a curated record. Bases 122 to 6853 code for a protein of 2243 amino acids.
UGACUGUUUCUCACAGGAGAACAGAGACUCUCAAAACAAUAACACUUUUACUACACUAAAGGGAAAUAUCUACAGCUGCCCCGAAAUACACUGUGAUGAUGCUGAAGAGCUUUUGAAUGUUAUGGAAGUGGAAGAGGCUUUGUAUCCAAAAAGUCUCAUAAUUGAAUUGCAAAGAAAUGUGAGAGAGAAAUUCUUUAAUCAUCUUGAGGAGAGGAAUCAGGAGGUUCUGAGUCACACAGUGGCCAUCGUGGAAGCUAUGAAAGAGAAGCUGAAGUCUGAACUAGAUCUUCGCAUCCAUCUGCAUCAGCCUCGAGCCAAGAGGAUUAAAAUGAACGUUUAUAAUGUCCGAGCAGCUGAACUGAUCUUGCAUGAAGAUCGUGUGGAUAGACACUGCAGAGGUGUUCUACAGGCUCUUGAUGAAUUGCGAACCGACUUCAACAACCUCCAGGUCACCCAGCGUGAAAUAUAUGAAAACAUUCGUGCAAAAAUCGACAGCAUGGAGGACACGUUAUACGCUGCUACCAAGUCUGACAUGCUGCUGAAACUCAGUGCUUCAAUACAAAUCAGCUUGGAUGAACACUUCAGUGACAUCCAGGAUUUACAGAGGCAGUUUAGAGAAAAUAUGGAGAUCAGACUUGGGGGCCUUAGAGAGGCCAAUGCACAAUUAAUGAAAAAUUUCAAGCUGUUUGCUGAAGGUGGAAAUUUUACCCCAAAAGAGAUAAAGCAAUACAGAAAGCAUCUAGAGAAGAUGGCUGAUUGCAUUGACUCAACUGAAAAGGCUCUAAUGCAGAAAAUGGCAGUCACAGAGACUAAAUGCCAGGAUGAGGCAAAAAAGGUCAUCAGUAAGUUUGAAGAGAAACUCCAGUUUCUGAAAGUGAAUGUAAUUUUUCAUGAGAAAAUCCAAAGGAUACUGAAAAACACAAAACUCCAGAUUAAAUCAGAGGCCAUGAAGAGCAACUCUCAGAAAAAAAUGAUCAACACUGUGAUGAGUGAACUGAAAGAAAGGCUUGAUGCCUACACCCAGUGCAGUGUGGAAAACAGGGUAACAUCGGGCGACAUUUGUAGUUUAGUAUCUUCCCUGAUAGAAGAAAUCAGAAAGAGAAGUCAGUAUCUGGACUGUUAUCUGGACCAUUCUAUGGCUGUUCCACUGCCUGGCAGUCCUCUGCAGGGGGCUUUUGCCACGGCUUCACGGUCCCGUAAGCAGGAGAAGGUGGGGAGCCCCUCUGCAGAUCCCCUUCUACAGCCCAGCCGCAUGGGAGCUGCCUUCAUGGAUGACAAGGCAGUAGAGGUGAUCAGAGGACUGCUAUGGAUAAGCAAACCUCAAACCUGCCAAGAGGUCAGUGAGGAGCUUAAAGAGACAAACUCAGCAGCAGUAGCAGCUCCUGUCCUUCCAAGCCCUCCACCAGGGUCGGGUCAAAGGUCAGGGAAGAAUAGGAACCUCUCUGGCUUACGGUCUCUGCGCAGGAAGUCAAUGAACUCAAUGAGUGUGAUCAAACCCAAUCGGUUCGAUACGAGAUUCCAAGUGUUUGGUCCUAAACCUGAUGAUCAAAAGGAAAUCAUCACUUUUAAGGGUUUCAUCAGUAACAUUCUGUGGGAAGCAAAUGACGUUCUCCUUCAAGUGGCUGAGGAUUUCUACCAGAAAACGGAGCACCGCUUAGUCAGCCGUCCUCAGUAUAUUCAGGAAUCAUUUGAGCUGUGUGCUGAGGACCUGAACAAGAUACUCCUUGACUUCCAGAGCCAAUGUCAUAAGUACCACCAUCGCUGUGUACAAGAGUUCUGUAAGCAGCUGAAAGCCAUUGAGGAGAUUGUCUGUAAGAUACCUGAAGCACUUCUAACAAAACUGAGAGAUCAGCAUUUGGAUGACCUGAGCCAGAGUUUGUCACUCAUCCACCAGCAGUUUAAUCAGACUCAACAACAAAGUGAACAAAAGAGGAGAAAACACAUCGGUCAACUGUCUGUACGUUUGAGCCACCCGGCUUGUGAAAAAGAACUGAACAGGCUGGUCACAGCUGAGGAUAACAGGCAAGAGGAACAGAGGAAGGCUAUUGAGAACAACAGACUGGAACUACAGGCCUGCAUUAAGAAGAAUGCAGAUGAGUUUGUGACUUCACUUGCCACACUGACAGAGAGCUUGCUCUUCCAAUUGGCCAACGUCCUGACUGUCGACGAUAUCCAAGGUGGAUCAGUAGAACCAGAGAGGAUAAGCAUCACAAAACUUGUUCGUCGAACACGAGCGGGUACUCUACAGAAGGAGCAUGAGAUGAUAAGUUUACUUGGGAGAGGCAGCAGAGCAUGGCCAGGCAUCAGUUACUUUGGACCUACUGAUGGUUCAUCUGGCAAACAACAGAGACAAGAGACAGCCACUAUCGCUACAGCUAAAACAACAAUGGCACAGCUUAAGGUUAUGGAGGUUCGAAAUGCACUGCAUCAGGAGAGAAUGUCGACUGAAGAGGAGCUGUCAUCUAGAUGCAAUUUUUUACUACAGAAGGCUCAACUGUCCCUGUCUCUUCAUGAGGGGAAGAGGAGGAGGCGUGCUGCACAUGCAGGUUGUCUGAGUGAAGAUAACCCCAUUAGUAGGAACACAGGUACUGGAUACCAUCAGCAUCCUCUAAGGAGUCAAACUGGGGCUGAGCAGUGCUCUGAGGACAUCAUGAGAAACCAGCUGUUUUCAGGAACAAAGCCUGUAUUAAGUAUAGACCAGGAUGAUCAUGAAGAGAUCAGAGGACUGCCUGACAAUGUCGUUUGUGCAAAGACCGGAUCAGACAUCAUUGAGCGACUCAUGACAAAAAAACUAAGAGAAAACACAGAAGCUCUCACUCAGCUUCAGAGGGAUCUUGCUGAGCUCAGUGCGGGCUACGAGUCAUUGUUGAGAGACACUGGAGAAGAUUUCCUUCUCAAACUGUCAGAAUGUGAUGAGGAAGUGGAGAGACUGAUGCAGAAAACAGAACAUGAUGGUGAUUUAAUAGCCUUCAGCUAUCAGGAUCUACAUGAGAUUUGGACCUCUGUGAGCCAUGAAUCUGCUAUGAGGAGAAACUGUAUCCAGGAGUUGGAUGAGCUGAUCGUCAAAUAUGAGACUGAACGAGCAGGAGUGAUUUCUGCACUCCUAAGGAAAUACACAAUGAAGCUUGAAAAAAUCUGUUAUUUAAUGCCCAGUGAUGUCCACCGACUAAUUAAUAAUGAAGCUAUGAUGAUAAAUCAGGCAUUACUGGCUAAUAAAAGAGCCGUAGCCAAAUUACAUUUGAACCUGAUGGAGAAGGAUUUGCAGAAAGAGGUUCAGUGCAGGCUGAGAUGGGAGACAAAGCUUCAGGACUGGAAAAAAAUCAAGGUUGUUGCUGCAAUCAGCCAGUUUAAAGACUUCCUGAACAGCCCUGAGAUUCAAAACCCAAAAAAUGUACAAGAUGCUUUAAACACCAUGCGGACACAACAAAAAGCAUACAGCGAACAGCGCCUCAAAAUCCUCGAGCAAGUCAGAAAUAUGACCCCUCCAAACUGCUCAGUGUCAUUGGCUGCUGAAUGGUACUCCUCUUUAUCUUCAGUUAAUGAGCAGAUUGAUGGCACACACUCUGAGACUAUGACAAAGCUGCGUGAAUAUUUUGAAAAUACCUGGCAAGACUGUUACCUGGAAGUUGAACACUUUAAGAGUGAAGUGUCUACUUAUGGAGCCGCCUCAGAUGAGAUACAGCAAUUUGUUAAUAGUGAGAUGGUGCCUCUUAUUGGCAAGUUCCAGACUCAAGCAGAGGAGCGUUUAGCAGCAAUGAAAAAAGCAUUUGAGGGUUUGGCCGAAACUGCUGCAUUCUUGAGUAAGUCUAUGUUCGAGUUUGUGCACGGGGCAGCUAAAGUCUGGGAGCUGCAUAGUGCACGUCUGCAGAGGACAGAGCAGCAGCUGCAGGACUCUCUCAAAGAAGUCAGCAAGGAUUAUGAAGAAAAGAACCAAAAAAAAGAAGCUCAGCUGGAUGCGAUGAUGGACAAACUCAGGCAGGAAAGCACAGAGGAGGCCCUCAAGGCUACAAUGGAGCAGAUCCUUAACAUUUUAGAGCAAAUUAAGGAAGGGUUUGUCAAUUUCUAUAAGGAAGGAGUUGUUAGAGUGGAGAGUUAUCCUGAAAUGGUCCUUAAAGAAAUACACACAUACAGCAUAGCAGUCAGUCAGUACUUCAAGGUCAAUGAAAUAUACAGUCAGGACCCAGAGGAGCUUCAGAUACUCUAUCCUGCACUUAUCCUUAGUGCAAGUCAGAUAUCUUGUAGAAAUAACUCGUCACCUACAGAGAAUAUUGAUUGUUUCUCACAGGAGAACAGAGACUCUCAAAACAAUAACACUUUUACUACACUAAAGGGAAAUAUCUACAGCUGCCCCGAAAUACACUGUGAUGAUGCUGAAGAGCUUUUGAAUGUUAUGGAAGUGGAAGAGGCUUUGUAUCCAAAAAGUCUCAUAAUUGAAUUGCAAAGAAAUGUGAGAGAGAAAUUCUUUAAUCAUCUUGAGGAGAGGAAUCAGGAGGUUCUGAGUCACACAGUGGCCAUCCUGGAAGCUAAGAAAGAGAAGCUGAAGUCUGAACUAGAUCUUCGCAUCCAUCUGCAUCAGCCUCGAGCCAAGAGGAUUAAAAUGAACGUUUAUAAUGUUCGAGCAGCUGAAUUGAUCUUGCAUGAAGAUCGUGUGGAUAGACACUGCAGAGGUGUUCUACAGGCUCUUGAUGAAUUGCGAACCGACUUCAACAACCUCCAGGUCACCCAGCGUGAAAUAUAUGAAAACUUUCGUGCAAAAAUCAACAGCAUGGAGGACACGUUAUACGCUGCUACCAAGUCUGACAUGCUGCUGAAACUCAGUGCUUCAAUACAAUUCAGCUUGGAUGAACACUUCAGUGACAUCCAGGAUUUACAGAGGCAGUUUAGACAAAAUAUGGAGAUCAGACUUGGGGGCCUUAGAGAGGCCAAUGCACAAUUAAUGAAAAAUUUCAAUCUGUUUGCUGAAGGUGGUAGUUUUACCCCAAAAGAGAUUGAACAAUACAGAAAGCAUCUAGAGAAGAUGGCUAAGCGGAUUGACUCAGCAGAUGAGGCUCUAAUGCUAGACAUGGAGGGCACAGAGUCCAAGUGCCUGGAAAAGGCAAAAGAGGUAAUCAGUAAGUUUGAAGAGAAACUCCAGUUUCUGAAAGUGGAUCUAAUUUUUCUUGAGAAAAUCCAAGGACUACUCACAAACACCCAAGUCCAGAUUAAAUCAGAGGCCAUGAAGAGCAACUCUCAGAAAAAAAUGAUCAACACUGUGAUGAGUGAACUGAAAGAAAGGCUUGAUGCCUACACCCAGUGCAGUGUGGAAAACAGGGUAACAUCGGGCGACAUUUGUAGUUUAACAUCUUCCCUGAUAGAAGAAAUCAGAAAGAGAAGUCAGUAUCUGGACUGUUAUCUGGACCAUUCUAUGGCUGCUCUACCUCCUGAUGCUCUUCUGCAGGGGGCUUUUGCCGUGGCUGCUCGUCCACGGUCCCGUAAGCAGGAGAAGGUGGGGAGCCCCUCUGCAGAUCCCCUUCUACAGCCCAGCCGCAUGGGAGCUGCCUUCAUGGAUGACAAGGCAGUAGAGGUGAUCAGAGGACUGCUAUGGAUAAGCAAACCUCAAACUUGGCAAGAGGUCAGUGAGGAGCUUAAAGAGACAAACUCUUCAGCAGUAGCAGUUCGUCCAAGCCCUCCACCAGGGUCAGGUCAAAGGUCAGGGAAGAAUAGGAACCUGCCUGGCUUAGGGUCUCCGCACAGGAAAUCAGCUGAGUCAAUUAACUCACAGAGUGUGAGGAGGCUGACCAAACCCACUCGGUUCGAUAAGAGAUUCCAAGUGUUUGGCCCUAAACCUGAUAAUCAAAAGGAAAUCAUCACUUUUAAGGGUUUCAUUACUAACAUUCUGUGGGAAGCAAAUGACCUUCUCCUUCAAGUGGCUGAGGAUUACUACAAGAAAAAGGAGCGCCGCUCGGUCAGCCGUCCUCAGUAUAUACAGGAAUCAUUUGAACUGUGUGCUGAGGACUUGAACAAGAGACUCCUUGUCUACCAGAGACAGACUCACGAGUACCACCGUGGCUGUGUACAAGAGUUCUGUAAGCAGCUGAAGGCCAUUGAGGAGAUUGUCUGUAAGAUACCUGAAGCACUUCUAACAAAACUGAGAGAUCAGCAUUUGGAGGACCUGAGCCAGAGUUUGUCACUCAUCCACCAGCAGUUUAAUCAGACUCAACAACAAAGUGAACAAAAGAGGAGAAACCACAUCGGUCAACUGUCUGUACGUUUGAGCCACCCGGCUUGUGAAAAAGAACUGAACAGGCUGGUCACAGCUGAGGAUAACAGGCAAGAGGAACAGAGGAAGGCUAUUGAGAACAACAGACUGGAACUACAGGCCUGCAUUAAGAAGAAUGCAGAUGAGUUUGUGACUUCGCUUGCCACACUGACAGAGAGCUUGCUCUUCCAAUUGGCCAACGUCCUGACUGUCGACGAUAUCCAAGGUGGAUCAGUAGAACCAGAGAGGAUAAACAUCACAAAACUUGUUCAUCAAACACGAGCGGGUACUCUACAGAAGGAGCAUGAGAAGAUAAGUUUACUUGGGAGAGGCAGCAGAGCAUGGCCAGGCAUCAGUUAUUUUGGACCCACUGAUGGUUCAUCUGGCAAACAACAGAGACAAGAGACAGCCACUAUCGCUACAGCUAAAACAACAAUGGCACAGCUUAAGGUUAUGGAGGUUCGAAAUGCACUGCAUCAGAGUUAUGAGCAGAGGAUCAUGGAGGAGUUUGAGAUUGUGGAGAAAUUUAGGCAGGAAGAAGAGGCAGGGUUGUUCCACUGGCAAGAGCACUGGAGAGGACAACUAAAGAUACUCGCUACAAUCAAAGCAGAAUGACUGUGAGGGACUAGCGGACAUUCUGUGUCAGGAACGAUGCAGCAACUAUAAAAAUUCCUGUCCUGUCCUCUAGAAACAAGCAUUUUUUAUAACUAUAGAAUAAGAUAAUACAGUUGCACAGGUCCCUGGUUCGAUCAUGGGCUCAGUUUAAUGUCCUUUCAAAGUUUUGCGUGUUCUCCUCAUAUGGGUUUCAUUUGGAAAUCCAUUCCUUCAGAUAUAUUGGUGUUCCAGUCAGGGUAUAGUCCCACCUCAAGCCCAGACUUUCCAGGAUAAACUCCAGAUCCACUGUGAUCAUGACUGUGAAAAAGUGAGUAAAAAAGAUUGAUAAAUAUAUAAACACUGUUUAAAUUAAAUGUACUUUACCAAUAAAAACUUGCUUUAAUUGUUUAUAAUUUUUUGCAUGUGCUGACAAAAUAUAAAUAUACAAUUUAC